This is a messenger RNA of Suncus etruscus (white-toothed pygmy shrew), 2314 nucleotides long. It is a transcript of the gene TTLL11, whose product is annotated as tubulin tyrosine ligase like 11. The record is from RefSeq and is a predicted model, not a curated record. Bases 11 to 1813 code for a protein of 600 amino acids. Gene Ontology annotation, cellular component: cilium. Gene Ontology annotation, biological process: microtubule cytoskeleton organization; protein polyglutamylation. Lineage: Eukaryota; Metazoa; Chordata; Mammalia; Eulipotyphla; Soricidae. The transcript is spliced from 9 exons. Gene Ontology annotation, molecular function: tubulin binding; tubulin-glutamic acid ligase activity.
CCGAGGCGCCAUGCAGGCCCGCGCGGGGGAGCCGAGGCCGGGCCGGCGCGCCCAGACCGUGACGGUGGACAGCUCCAAGGCGCGGACGUCGCUCGGGGCGCUGCAGAGGAGCCUCCGGCAGCUGCGCUGGAAGGAGUUUCCCUUCGGCCGACGCUUGCCUUGUGACAUCUACUGGCAUGGAGUUUCUUUUCACGACAGUGACAUCCUCUCUGGCCAAGUGAACAAGUUCCCAGGCAUGACGGAGAUGGUGCGCAAGAUCACCCUGAGCAGAGCCGUGAGGAUCAUGCAGAGCCUGUUUCCUGAGGAAUAUAACUUCUACCCUCGCUCCUGGAUUCUGCCUGACGAGCUACAGCUCUUCAUCACUCAGGUCCGCACAGUGAAGGAUGACGACCCCUCCUGGAAGCCCACUUUCAUUGUGAAGCCGGACGGAGGGUGCCAGGGCGACGGCAUCUACCUCAUUCGGGACCCCAGCGAUAUCCGCCUGGCGGGGACCCUGCAGAGCCGGCCGGCCGUGGUGCAGGAAUACAUCUGCAAGCCGCUGCUCAUCGACAAGCUCAAGUUCGACAUCCGCCUGUAUGUCCUGCUCAAGUCCCUGGAGCCCCUGGAGAUCUACAUCGCCAAGGACGGGCUCUCCCGCUUCUGCACGGAGCCCUACCAGGAGCCCAGCGCCCAGAACCUGCACCACAUCUUCAUGCACCUCACCAACUACUCCCUCAACAUCCACAGCGGCCACUUCGUGCACUCGGACAGCGCCAGCACGGGCAGCAAGCGCACCUUCUCCAGUGUCCUCGGCCGCCUGUCCUCCAAGGGCGUGGACAUCAAGAAGGUGUGGUCGGACAUCAUCUCCCUGGUGAUCAAGACGGUCCUCGCCCUGACGCCAGAGCUCAAGGUCUUCUACCAGUCAGAUAUCCCUGCUGGGAGGCCUGGGCCCACGUGCUUUCAGAUUUUGGGAUUUGACAUCCUCCUCAUGAAGAACUUGAAGCCCAUCCUGCUGGAAGUGAAUGCAAACCCCAGCAUGAGAAUUGAACAUGAGCAGGAGCUUUCCCCAGGCGUCUUUGAAAUUGUGCCCAGCCUCGUGGACGAGGAGGUGAAGGUGGCCGUGAUCAGAGACACGCUGCGCCUCAUGGACCCGCUGAAGCACAGAAGGGAGAGCCUGUCGAAGCAGUCCGAGCAGUCGAAGCAGCUCUCCACAGCAGGGGAAGACCACGGUGACAGUGAGCUGGCCAGCGCUCCCAACGGGCCCUCCAACUUCGAGUCCCAGCUACCCACCAUCUGCCUCAAGCAAGUGUUCCCCAAAUACGCCAAACAGUUCAACUACCUGCGCCUGGUGGACCGGAUGGCCAACCUCUUCAUCCGCUUCCUGGGAAUCAAGGGAACCAUGAAGUUGGGACCAACAGGCUUCCGUACCUUCAUCAGGAACUGUAAGCUGAGCAGCAGCAGCUUUUCUAUGGCCGCGGUGGACAUCCUCUACAUAGACAUCACCCGGAGAUGGAACGCCAUGACGCUGGACCAGCGGGACUCAGGGAUGUGCCUGCAGGCAUUCACAGAGGCCUUCUUCUACCUGGCGCAGAAGAAGUUCAAGAUGCCGCCGCUGCAUGCGCAGGUGGCCUCGCUGGUGGACCUGUGCGAGUACCACCUGGCCCUGCUGGAUGAGAAGCGGCUGAUGCGCGGCCGCAGCGGCACAGCGACAACCACGGGACGGCGCCCUGGCAGCAACACGCCCAGCAGCACCCAGCCCGAGGUGGACGCCAAGCUGGGCCCCUGCACAGGUGGCGCCCACAAACUCACCACCCCCAGGCACACGGUGCCCUGAGCUGCCGCUUUUCUUUGCGGAAAGGGCAAGACGGGGGUCCCCCUGUUUGGGGCCUUUCUGAGAGAAGGGAGGCGGCUGCUCCCUGGCCACCUGCCUCGCUACUGUCCUUCCAGUGUCUCUGCAGGGUGGUUGGGGUCCUGCCGGCUACUGUCCCGGGGACCAACGCCAGCAGCUACGGUGGCAGCUCGCACUGGUGAACAUACUAGACACCGAAGCUUCGCCAGACCACAGUGGGCGGAUGGACGGGUCACGGGCAGUGCGGUGCCAGGCCGGCCAGUUGGGACGCCCGAGAGAAUCGCAGGCCGAGCUGGCCGCCAGAAAGGCACGGAUGAGGGACCCUGUGGGUUGGUGGCAUCGACUACUGCCCCUCACGUCAUGGACUCCGUGGGUGCAGCUACCAGUUGUCUCAUGUAUGUGUUCCAUGCCCUGUGCUGCUGCCAUGUUUCUCUUUUUAUGCAUUAAGAGGUCAUGAACCAAGAGGGCCCGAAGGCAGGGCUCCAA